AUGCAGGCCAUCGACCUCCUGCAGAAGGCGAGCGAGUGCGUGGUAGAGGACAACUCCGACUUUCAGCUACAGAUUAAGAUCUUAGCGCUUCGAGGAGACGCGCUGUUGAUGCUCGACCAAGCGACUGCGGCCUCCCUGACCGUGAAAGCCAAUCGAGAGCGAAGAAUCAACGAAGCGAUCGCUGCUGCUCGAUCGAGUCCCCAUCACAUAGUGGUGAAGGACUGGAGGAUUCCUGGUAGCUUCAAGUAG
Molecule: messenger RNA, 249 nt
Organism: Guillardia theta CCMP2712
Lineage: Eukaryota; Cryptophyceae; Pyrenomonadales; Geminigeraceae
Exons: 2
Coding region: 1-249 (82 amino acids)
Source: RefSeq, a predicted model, not a curated record